Messenger RNA from Arachis ipaensis, 953 nucleotides. The record is from RefSeq and is a predicted model, not a curated record. NCBI's taxonomy places the organism in Eukaryota, Viridiplantae, Streptophyta, Magnoliopsida, Fabales, Fabaceae.
AAAGUGGAAGGUGAGGCUGAAGUGAGAAAACGAUCGAUCUUAGUGAAUUGGCGAGUUUUACUGUUAAACAAGAAAAACUCCACUCUUUUGAGAAAGAGGGUGAUGGGUCGUCAUUAUGGGACAAAAAUUUUCCUUUUAAUGUCUUGGCGGAUGAAGUUGUUCAAUCUGCUUCUGACAUGAGUCGUAUUGAGGAAGUCGGAGAUGUUGGUAUAGACCAGUUCAUGCAGGUCAGCUAAACUUCGAUGUUUGUAUUUUUGUCAAAGUAAAUUUUUGAAAAAGUAAUUUGUAUCUGUGUGUUGACUUGUAGGUGUUGGGUUUUCGCUUAGCUAGCAUCGAUCGAAGUCAAGAAAAAAGGCAUAGGAAGAUGUUACAGAGUGCUGCGGAGAGUACGGAUCUAAAGGGGCAGCUGGAAACAAAAGAGACUAUGCUAGCUGAGCUGAAGAAAGAACUUUCUUCUACGAAGGAGAAAUUGAAACUUGAAAAAGAAGAGCAUGAAAGGGCAAUAGAAUCAUUAGGGAAGAAGGAAAGUGAAUUAACCACCAUGGGUGAGCAAAUUGUUGAGGUAACACUGAAAUUGAAACAGAUCGAGUCAAGCCGAGAAGCUGAUAUCCUCGAUGCCUUCGCAGAAGAUUUUGAGCGUGCCGUCAUCCAAGCAAAGUUCCUGUGUCCUGGAGGUGAAUUUACUGCUAUGGAUCCGAGCAAAAUAGUUCGAAACGGUCAGUUGGUUGAUGACGAGGAGGUGGCAGAAGAAGGCGAUGAUAACUUGGCCGACUAAAGUAUUUAGUUUUAUUUUGAACUUUUUGUAAUGUCGAAAUAGUUAAAGAAUAUGAACAGUCUUUAUGAAAACUGCGUAUUUUGAAUGGUUUAUGUUUGGUCCUAGUAAGGACUAUGAUACUAUACUGUUUGGCUUGCAAUUGAUAUAUAUCUGAUAAAUUAGGAUAUGGUUAGUCCCA